Messenger RNA from Saccoglossus kowalevskii, 1170 nucleotides. Its product is annotated as 5-hydroxytryptamine receptor 1A-alpha-like. Gene Ontology annotation, cellular component: plasma membrane. The record is from RefSeq and is a predicted model, not a curated record. NCBI's taxonomy places the organism in Eukaryota, Metazoa, Hemichordata, Enteropneusta, Harrimaniidae. Gene Ontology annotation, molecular function: G protein-coupled receptor activity. Gene Ontology annotation, biological process: adenylate cyclase-activating adrenergic receptor signaling pathway; positive regulation of MAPK cascade.
AUGAAUCUCACGUAUAUACUCAGUAAGAAUGUCGUCAGCGUGGACCCCAGUUCGCUGGUAACACCGGAUCGCAACUAUGGUCUACUUGGAAUGGUAAUAGUGUCAACGAUACUUGUAGCCAUUAUGGCCGUGGCUUUGUUUAUGAAUUCGCUGAUAAUCGUCGCGUUUUGUACAUCCAGACACGUCCGUAAAAUGAACAAUUACUUCUUCUUCAGCCUUGCACUCACCGAUAUCCUGAUAGCUGUGCUGGUUAUGCCAUUGAUGGCCACGGAACAGCUGCUGGGCACGUGGAAGUUCGGUAAAGAACUAUGUUUAAUUUGGUUAUGUGCUGAUUAUUUUCUGUCAUCGGCAGCAGUUUUCAAUAUGACUGUCAUUUGUAUUGACAGAUAUCUGAGUAUCGUUCACCCGUUGUCUUACCCGCCUAGCAGGACACCGAAACGGAUUAUUGCCAUGAUUGUAGCGGCGUGGGUUCUAGGAUUGUUCGCCGAGUUACCGGCCACGCUUUUAUGGGAACCGAUCGGACAAAAGAGCGUGAUCAACUACACGCAUACAUGUGACGUUGAAUGGGUUGACAAUGUCUAUUAUAGCAUUCUCAGCACGGUCCUGACGAUUUUCGUGCCGUUUGUCGUCAUGGCUGUGCUAUACUCUCGCAUGUAUUGCGCCGUACGACGGAGUUUACGCUGGGUUAUGAAACACUCCGUCUCUGGGUUCGAAAGCAGCGAGUCGGUAAACCAGCACAGUCAAAUUCACCACAGUGACGGUGGCAUGCCAUCCGAAUGUGACGCCUCGUUGCAUAGCCACCAUAACACAAGUAGUUGGUCCCUUGCGAGAGUACUGCUACAGAAACCCGACAGUCACUCCGGUCGGUUGAACCGUACAAAAAGACGAGGUAAAAAACGAAAUCGCGUUUUAAGAAACAAGAAAACUGCCAAGACUCUAGGAAUUUUAUUGGGUUUUUUCGCGUUCUCGUGGCUCCCCUGGCAGAUAUUGAGUAUAGUUGACGCGGUUUGUGGGUAUUACUGUGUUCCUGUUUUUUGGUACGACAUCUGCCUCUGGCUACAAUAUUCGAACUCCAUGGUUAACCCGUUUCUGUACAUAUUUAGAGACGACAGCUUUCGCAUUGCUGUGUACGGUAUUUUGACAAAAUGCUCUUUCACGACUGCCAGGUAA